Sphaerulina musiva SO2202 is the source of this 2027-nucleotide messenger RNA. RefSeq names its product heme oxygenase-like protein. Bases 155 to 1909 code for a protein of 584 amino acids. Lineage: Eukaryota; Fungi; Ascomycota; Dothideomycetes; Mycosphaerellales; Mycosphaerellaceae. The transcript has 5 exons. The record is from RefSeq and is a predicted model, not a curated record.
CGCGACCGACCGAGGCUCUAUUGAAUUCCGUCUGCAACGCGACUGAUUUGACUAAUCAUUGUCACCAUAAUCACCUCAGUACCUUACUGUUUACACGACGAACAUCGAUUUAAUCAUCACAGCUACAUCCUAGCUGCAUCGCCUCGUCGCACUCAUGCCGCGUCCACCGGACAACUACACGCACGCGCAGUUCGAGUCGGUGGAAUCAGAGCAUCAGGGCGAAACGGUGCAAUGCAUCCACUGUCGCAACUGGACCGGUUCCAUCAAGACGCUCAACCGCAAAAAGGCGCAUCUGCUCAACUGUCCUCAGUACGCGGCGUGGCGCGCUGCGGGAAAUGGACAAGACUUGGCGCCCCCUAAUAAGUAUAGCAAGCGUGAUUCUGACCUGGCCGGCUGGCAAGGAGACGCCGAUCACGGAUAUAAUCACAGUCCAUAUGGCGCUCCACCACCACCGCAAUUCUCGACGCCAGUCAUGGUCCGCAGCAGGAACCUCGAAACCUCCAAGUACUUUGACGAGUUUUGGGACGACACCACCGGACAGAAAUGCAUGCGCGUCCGAUGUCUAUCAUGCGGCUUCGUCCGAGCGAAGAACACGACCCGACAAGUGGAGCACCUCGCGGUAUGUACAGACUUCCUGAACUCCACCGAGGGCCAGCAGGCAGUGGCGAACGGCGAAUUGGAACUGGCACAACCGGGCCCGUCCGGCUACAGCAACGCAGCACUUGGCCCCGACAUCUGGCGCGGCGGAAAGCCGAACCCGAAUCUUCAAGUGGGCGGACGACCCUCUAUGGAAUCGAUGAAUCCGAUGAGAGCACCGCAGCGCCCACAAGCCUCCCUGGUCAAUCAUCUCCUCAACAAGUGGCCCGAAAAGUUCACCAAGGCCACCCAGCAACAGUUUCUGAGCCACGCCGGCUGCGGAACGCUGUCGGCCACCGCGCUUUCGCAUUGGCUCGGACAGAACGGGCACAUCUCACGCGCGAUGAUCGCUUUCAUUGGCAACCUGAUUGGGAAGGUACGGCUGCCGGACGUCAGCAAUAGCAAGCAAAGCACUCAGUUCCGCGCUCUCGACCUUCUCAUUUCGACCGUGUCCAAUCUCCGAAAGGAGAUUGACUUUAUCGAGAUCACGAAGCGCAAGUACGGACUACAGACGGACAGUGAACCCCCUUUGCCCAUGACGAAAGCAUACUUGGAUCUCCUGAUCGCCUCGGCAGAGUCGCGUAGCUCUCUGCUCGAAGGCAUGGUGGCCUUGUGGGCGACGGAGCACUGCUACUACAAGUCAUGGCAAUACGCGUCGAAUUUCGCUUCCACCAUGCCGUCUUCCAAUUAUACCGUUCCUUCCUACCUGACUGGAAACGGCGUUAACUACGGCGCGGGCGGACAGACGCCUGCAUUCCGGACAGGCGGCGGCGGCACUAACAGUAACGACCAGCACGUGUCCGCUCUGCAGGAAGCACUCAUCCCCAACUGGACAUCGCGCGAGUUCAGUAAAUUUGUCGACGCGUGUCGAGCCAUUGUAGACGAACUCGCCAACGCCGAAACCACGGGGAGCGGUCGCGAUCAGCUGGUCCGAUGUGAAGGGGUCUUUCAACAAGUCAUCUUCCUCUGGGAACGCAUCUGGCCCGAAGUCAACGGCAUGGGCGAAGAAGAAGGCGGCGUGCAAGACGACUCUGCCGCCGAAUCUCCCGAAGUCCAACUCCGACCUCAAAACGGCAAUCACGACGCCAGCGGGCCUUCGGCCACGAAUGGGAAUGGGAACACCCAACAAGAAAGCCGCAAGACCGAAGCGAUCGAAAUCCAAGACGAGGACGCGGAGGAAGAAGACCAUGGAAAUGAAGACGCCCCGGUCGAGGAUAUCAAUUCGCCCUAUGGUGGUCUCGGCGCCAUUGCAGCCGCCAAUCGAGGGGAUUAGCAUCCAUCUUAAUCAUCACUUGGGAUAGCAAUUCUCCACGCUGGCUGGCUGGCUGGCUCUUGCGAGCUCUCUCAAAAAAAAGGUGGGUUCUUGAACUUGAAAAGAAGAAGAAAAGGGG